This is a messenger RNA of Endocarpon pusillum Z07020, 576 nucleotides long. RefSeq lists its product as uncharacterized. The transcript has a single exon. NCBI's taxonomy places the organism in Eukaryota, Fungi, Ascomycota, Eurotiomycetes, Verrucariales, Verrucariaceae. Bases 1 to 576 code for a protein of 191 amino acids. The record is from RefSeq and is a predicted model, not a curated record.
AUGGCUCGCCGCUCCGGACGCAAAACAAAAGCCCCUGAGCAUUUUGAUUCAGUGGUUCGAAUUCGCGAUAAUUCAACGCAGACGUCCAAAAAGACCAAACGCCAAAAGCGCAAUCUCCUUACUUCAGCAAAUGCGUUACAGACAAACUCACCAAUCCUCAAAGAAGAUAUCCAGUCACUGUUCGCAUCCACCAUCCUGAGAUGGUCAUCCAUGACUGAGGAGAAGAAAAGGAAUCUAAUCGACGCCUUCCCUCCUGCUUACCGCAUUCACAAUACGGACGAAACAGGCAAGCUGCAGUGUCCCAUCUCGAAGGAGUUUGUGGCAAAUGAUAGCAUUAUCAAAAGAGACGUGGCUAGGUUCAAAAGAGAUGUUGAGGCUGGGUACUAUCUCAAGAAAUGGCAGGAUGAGGGCGAAAAAGCAAUGAAAGAGCGAGCUGAAGGCCAUUUCAACGAGUACAUAAAGCAACAUGCUGAAGACAGCUUUGGCAAGACUCAAGAGAGCCAUAAGGACCACAAGAUGAUGAAUGGCAUGGAUGAGAAGAAGACGGAGAGUGACAAUGAGAGUAAAGGUGACUGA